GUUUUAUAAACGUCGAUGAGCUGCCGGAACGUUUGUAGCUUCGCUCCAAUUUUAGGAUCGGUUCGUCGGUCAUGCUACAAUAGUACUCGCAAAAAUAUUCUGUUAGAUGACAAGACCAAAUUGAUAUGUCAAGGGUUUACGGGAAAACAGGGAACUUUUCAUUCUCAACAAACUCUUGCUUAUGGCACAAAACUUGUGGGUGGAGUUUCACCUGGUAAAGGUGGCAGUUCCCAUCUUGGGUUACCUGUUUUCAACUCCGUGAACGAGGCUAAGGAAGCUACAGGUGCAACAGCUACUGUUAUUUACGUGCCUCCAUCCCAUGCUGCCGCUGCUAUCCAUGAAGCUAUUGAUGCACAGAUUCCUCUCAUUGUCUGUAUAACCGAAGGUAUCCCGCAGCAUGAUAUGAUACGCGUACGAAAACGUCUUUCUGAACAGUCUGCCUCAAGAUUAAUUGGACCAAAUUGUCCAGGAAUAAUAAAACCGGACGUAUGCAAAAUUGGUAUUAUGCCUGCACAUAUUCAUAAACCAGGAACGGUAGGAAUAGUAUCCAGAUCAGGGACAUUGACUUAUGAAGCUGUCUUUCAAACUACACAGGUUGGUCUUGGUCAAUCUCUAUGUGUUGGAAUUGGUGGUGAUCCGUUUAAUGGAACAAAUUUCACCGAUUGUCUUGAGGUGUUUUUAGAAGAUCCUAACACAAAAUCAAUAAUCCUGCUUGGCGAAAUCGGUGGUGACUCAGAAGAACAAGCUGCAGAAUUCUUAAAAGAGCAUAAUACUGGUCCAAAUCGCAAACCAGUUGUAUCUUUUAUUGCUGGUGUUACAGCGCCACCCGGACGUCGUAUGGGUCAUGCUGGAGCUAUCAUUUCGCUGGGUAAAGGUGGUGCUAAAGAGAAAAUGGCAGCUUUAGAAAGUGCAGGUGUUGUUGUCACACCUUCCCCAGCUCAAAUAGGUAAAACUCUCUUGCAAUUUACUCAAUUGCUAAAUUCAGCUUAACACAGCUAAUUCCACCUGAGCUACAAAUCUUCUCCAACAACAGCUGGUUAACUCAUAUAUGUUAAAAAAUUGUGGCAGAUCGAAUUAAUCAACGCAUUUACUACCAUUUUCAUUUAUUUGAAAAAAACUACUUAUCUCUUAUUUCAUUGAUUUGUGUUUAAUCAUUACAUUCAAACAUUAUCGCUUUGUUUAAUAUUAUUAAACUUUUCACUUUGGUGUUCACUGAACCCUGACGUCUGUUGAUCAAUAAUUGGGAAGCAAGGGUUAAAAAACACUAUUUUCACUCUAUGAUGUAACUAUCCUAUUACAAUACAUUAAUAACUAUUUUUGAAAUUCACUUUUCAAUCCUUAACUUCUCUAGUAAGCUAUUAUCCAUAAACACUAGAUUAAUUCUAUAAGUUGUAAUUUUGUAUCUGAAUAUUUCUAUAGCACUUUGAUAUGAGUGUGUAUGUGUUUGUAACCUUUUUCAAUAAUUACUUCCUUUAAAUUUUCAUUGUAGGCGAUUGCAGAUCUUCCGAACUCGUAAAUAGACGUAUAUAUUUCUGGAAUAUAUCAAAGAUUAUUGUGCUCUUUAUUAUUUGACUUCUCAUCUUACUUCAGUCAUCAAUGUUUCGCUGAAAAACGUCAACAGUGUUCUAUACGUUGAGUAUCUUACUUACGCUGCUAGUUCUUUUUCUGUACUAAAUUGUUUUCAUUUCUUAAAUUCUUGUCCACAUGUUUAUGUGAUUAAAUAUUCGACUAGAUUCAGUAUACCAUUAAUUCUUAUUAAGAUAGUUUCAAUAAAUGAAUGCGUUGUUUUAUUUCAUGGAAUUGUAUCUUUUCACGUUUUUAUUUUUGUAACUUUCAUCUCUUUUUAGUGGAUAUUAAAAUAGCAGUAGUCUUUUGUGCCGCUAGCUAAUAUAAAAAAUUGAUGUUAUCAAGAACUGUUGGUUUUUUCAUGGUACAGCCCAUCGAUCUAUAUUACUAGUUAAGAUUAUUUCCUCAGUUAUAACAUCACAACGGAAAUAUUCUUUUGAUUGCUACUCAGAAGUUAUUUUGUUUAAUAUAGUUUCUAAAAUCACAUGUCUUUUCUGGUUCUAGUGAACAGCCACAUCAAGACAGUCUCUCAAAUGUACAUGUUCGCAGAAGCUUGUAACACAAUUAACGGUAUUAGUUAUGUGAACUAAGCAUUCAAGACAAUCUAUCUAUAAUUUUUACAGUCACUUAGUCAUAUGCAACGUACAACCUAAAAUACAUGCACUGGUCCUAGUUGCCACAUACUAGAUAAAAUUAUCAAGCCAGAUUAAUAGAUACAAUAACAGUAUGCGCAGAAUUGUUCAGGUAACGAAAGAAGAAAAAAUGUAUAAGAAGAUUUCGGAACUCUUAACUUGAAGUCAGACAAAGAAUACAUGCAUCUACGCCACUACAAACUCUUCUGAACCAUAUCGUUCAACAACAGCUACCAGUUACGAUAAUCGCUUGGAUCCAGAUCAUGUGGUUUGCACCUAUUAGCCACGUUUUGAUAUAAUUCCCUCUGAUUUUCUCCCAGCCAUGAUUGUGCGUUGAUUUAGGCGGUGGUUGGGCAGACGUAGUACAUGUCCUUACCAUGUCUAAUAAUUUGUGUAUCUGAUAAUGAAUAGAUAGCCCUUAUUGAGCUUAAAAUUUGGUAGUGAAAACUAAAUAUCCAAAUUAAUAAGUUAAACUUAAUGAAUUUCUUAAAUUACUUUAUUGCGGCUUUAACUGUUCAUGGAGAGAGAUUUUAUUGUUAUCGUUUGAACUUGAUUUUACUGAACUAUACCAAAACAAGCUUUGUUGAUCCAAAUAUGUGAUUUUUAUUAUUAACGAGAUACUUGACAACUGAUCCUUCACUUACUGGGUACGUGACUGCUUUCUUUUAAGCCAUCUGUAUGUUAAAUCCAGUCUCAUAUAUGCUCUUGGUCACUUCAUUUGGAUUUAACGUUAGGUGGUUGUGAGACAAUCGAUGGAAAUCCCUGAACUCCGAUUUUGUGCCAAUGUGUUUUUUAAAGAUUCAGAUUGUCAUCAAUUAGUGGCAUAACCAAAAAUGUUAUGACUCAACUGUUAAUAUGAAAUCGACCCUCUGGAUAAUUGAAAUGUUCAUGCUUAUUGUUCACUUUUUAGCAAUAAACCAUCCUGCCCGGUUUCAAGUGCUGAUCCGUUUUGUUUGGAUUCUCUUGUGUUCUUUGAGUUUGUAUAUUGUUGGAUUUAUAACUUGUAGUUAUUUACGUGUUUUCAGAAUAGAAAUAAAUAUUACUCCUAGCUGGUGUUUGUAAGUUUCUAUACAACUUGAAACCUAUUGUUUUGUCUAGCCAAAGACUUGUUUUCAUACUUUUGUGCUAUCAUAUCUCACCUAUACGUUAGUUCGUUUAAUUUUUUCUUUACUGCAGGCUCCGUAUUGUAGGAUAUAUUAACUAUUGAAAACUGUAAGUGAUAAACUAGGUGAACCUUGACAUAGCGUGUGUCUAUGCUUACAUCCUAUCAAAAGACCAAGUUGUAGUUGGGAGAUGAUAAACAGGGCACAUUCUUAGAUAAAGCUAUUUAUGCACCUGGUCAAGUUCUUAGCCUAUAUGACUGUCUGGUUCAGAGGGCAUAUAUGUGAAGAUAUAUUUAUAUUCUCGAUUUGUGUUAUAGCUUUCUAGUCAUUCUUAGCUUGCUCAAUCGCGUAUCAUGUUGGAAAUGCA
This is a messenger RNA of Schistosoma rodhaini, 3668 nucleotides long. Lineage: Eukaryota; Metazoa; Platyhelminthes; Trematoda; Strigeidida; Schistosomatidae. The record is from the annotation of a GenBank genome assembly.